Molecule: messenger RNA, 2100 nt
Organism: Bacillus rossius redtenbacheri
Lineage: Eukaryota; Metazoa; Arthropoda; Insecta; Phasmatodea; Bacillidae
Exons: 2
Coding region: 810-2033 (407 amino acids)
Cellular component (GO): nucleus
Molecular function (GO): DNA binding
Source: RefSeq, a predicted model, not a curated record
UUUAGACGUGAAGUGCGAAGGCAGUAUGUUAUUAUUUAUGAUCGCAUAGAAGAAAGCAAAAAAAAUCAAUAUGUCCAAAAAAUUAGGCAAAUAGACUCAAAAACAGCUAACUCAAGCUAUGGAAGCUGUUUUGAAAGACAAAAUGGCUGUAAGAAGGGCAGCUGAAUGUUUUGGUGUACCAAGAAGGACCCUCGGGAACCAUCUAGCAUCUGGUAAUCCUAACAAGAAUACAGGUAGGCCAACAGUUUUGUCAGUAGAUCAAGAGCUAGAGCUUUGUUCGAGAAUUCAUAGACAUGCAGAUGUUGGAAUGCCUUUAACACCCAAAGUGCUUAAGCGAGCAGUGUACAAUUUUUGUUCCUUGAACAACAUAGAACAUCCCUUCAACAAACUAGCGUGCUCAGCUGGUCGGAAAUGGCUCACGUUGUUCCUAAGCAGGCACCCUGACAUCGCCAGAAGAAAAUCUCAGAUUUGAAUCCAGCAAGGGCACAGAAACUAAACAGAUACAUAGUUAACGAUCACUUUGAAAAAUUGAAGAAUGUCAUGAUCGAAUUAGGUUUAAUGCAGAAGCCUCAAUGCAUUUACAAUAUUGACGAAAAGGGAAAUAGACUUUGUUUACACAAAUCUCAGGUAGUAUUGGCUCGAAAAGGGUCAAGACGCGUACAUAACAUUGCACCAGAACAUGGUGAAAAUGUUACCAUAGUAUCACGUGGUAAUGCUUUGGGACAUGUUAUCCCCCCGUAAUACUCUACAAAGGUGAUCGCUUGAGACCAGAUUGGUGUAACGACUUACCACAUGGUAGCAAAGUUUUUAUGACCCCGAAAGGUUCUAUGAACGUACAGACCUUUGUUAAGUGGCUGUCUCACUUUGCAGAAUACAAAACCCCUGGACGCGCUCUUUUGAUUUUUGAUGGCGCCUCUUCACAUUUGGAUCCAAAUAUUGUGCAUGCGGCAAAUUCUUAUGACAUUACAUUAUUUUGUUUGCCCAGUAAUACAACGCAUGAACUUCAACCAAUGGAUAAAAAUCUUUUCAAAUCCUAUGAAGUUCAUUGGGAUAAUGAAGUCAUGUUGCUGUGGACACAGCAUGCAUGUAGUUCAACUAAAAAUGUUGAACAAGCUAGUGCUGACCGGAGGAUAAGAAGAAGUCAAUUUGGGAAGCUUUUUUCACGAGGAUGGGCCAAGUCUGCGACACCAGCUAAUGUCUCCGCAGGUUUUAAGGCAACUGGUAUCUACCCGUUCGACCCGUCAGUGAUUCCAGAUGAAGCUUUUGCGCCUAGCCAACUUACUCAUAGACCUGAAGAUAACAUGGUGGAAGUCACCCAUGAACUGCAGAAACAAACGGAUGACCCAAAUCAGGAUAAAGUCGCCCGCAAGCAUUCAGAAAAUUUUGAGCUGAAACAAAAUUCAUCAAAACCAACAUCAAAGAAACCCCGGAAGGAGAAACAAGAACUUUCAGAUAGUGACAGUUCAAUUGGCAAUGCUUUUUCUAUUCAUGACACAACCUCAGAUGAUUUAGUUAUCACUGAUUCUGAAACAGAUGUUAUUCCAAGUGCAACAUCGCCCACACUGUCUGAUAUCCUCCAUAAGCCUGAAGCUCCUAAGAAUAAAAGCGUAAAACCAAGAAAAAAAGCUGUCAACUAUCGUGCUCAGAAGGUUGUGUUAAGUCUGUUUCAACCCAAAACGCAAAUCGGGAGUACAGAAGACUCAAGGUUUAAACGAAACAUUGCAGGAAAAGAACUGAAACCUCAAAAGUCUACAGCAGGAAAUCACCCCAAAAAACAAGAUAGGAAAAAAAUAACGUGGGACAGAAAAAAACAGGAAUCAGUGCCAUUUGAAGUUCGUCCAGGUACCAGUUGGUUGCAGGCAACAAAACAAUUCAAAGACAGUUGGUAUUGUCAUUUAUGUAACGUGAAUAGAAUCGGUGACAUGCGCCUAUGUAACCGAUGCAUGAGAUAUGUUCAUGAGGACUGUGAAGGCAUAACAAGCAAACACAAAGUGCCAAACUUCAUGUGCUCAUUUUGCCAAGGUUCUGAUUAAUUUUUUAAACUAUGUUUCAAGGACUUUUGUGGAUGUUUCUUCAACUUAACACACACCUUAUUAAUAA